Messenger RNA from Aplysia californica (California sea hare), 6930 nucleotides. RefSeq lists its product as uncharacterized. Gene Ontology annotation, cellular component: SCF ubiquitin ligase complex. The record is from RefSeq and is a predicted model, not a curated record. Gene Ontology annotation, molecular function: protein binding. NCBI's taxonomy places the organism in Eukaryota, Metazoa, Mollusca, Gastropoda, Aplysiida, Aplysiidae. The transcript has 18 exons. Bases 183 to 5792 code for a protein of 1869 amino acids. Gene Ontology annotation, biological process: SCF-dependent proteasomal ubiquitin-dependent protein catabolic process.
ACAAAUAUGGCGUCAUAAACAUGACUGAGUUCCUCUCUCUCUACACUAGCAGCAUUCCUUUGUUGGGGCUCGGGGUUCUGACAAAGUGCCUGACACGAUGACAGUCUUUUUAAGGGCCUGGAACAAUUCACUCUCACUUGAUUUCGUGCGAGAGUUUGUGUAGGCUACACAUUUUCACUGCAAUGGAGACUUCAGACUUACCAAGUCAAGUCAAUGAAGAUGGAUGUGAUCCACCAUCCAGUGUGGAGGAGGUCAGGAAGAAACGUUUAGCAUAUUUUAGUGCUAAUAGAACUUCCACUGACGAAAAGAAGGAAUGUACAUAUGAGCCGGAGGAACAAGUUUGGACAGCUGGACAAGCCAGUACUGUAUUUUCGAAGAAGACAUCUGUCCCAGUUCCCCCAGGUAAUGACAGUGGAAACCCGGAACAAAAGCAGUACAAUGCCACGGAAAGUCAUUUGAUCACUUCCAAAAACUCUCAGCUUUUGAUACCUAAGCAUUCAUCUAAUUAUGCAUCUCAGUCGCAUUACUAUAAUGGCGGCAAUGCGUUUGCUAGCAAUACUCAAGCGACAAAAGUUCACGACUCAAUAAGCUAUCCACAGCCUCAUCAAAGUUUUGAACCAAACAUGAGACCUGAUGGUCAUAGGUACCCGUUGGGCAUGAACCAGUUAAGUAUAGACCGAUCUGAAGAGUAUGAUAGAAUUUCGGUUUUCAAUAGUGUGGCUGACUAUAAUGAGCUGGGUUUAUCGACCCAUCGCCCGGAGUCAACUGGAGGGAUGAGUGAUCGGAGUAUCAGCAGAGAGUUUUACAAGUCAUAUGAACAGGGACGAACAGCUGAGGAUGUCUUUGGUGGUAAAAGUGCAGCGGAAAUGCGGGCAGCACUUGGAGACAGGGGUUUCGAGGAGCUCAUGUUGAAGGUGAACCAGAAUCUCGGCGUGUUACAGAGAGGCCGCAUGGCUGUCCAUCGAGCACACGAAUUGAAAACCAGUGGUGACCAGACAGAGUUGAAAGGUCAAGGAGAAUUACCUUCUAGAUCAUCUUCUGUUGACAGUAUGGAAAAAAGACAGAGAAUGCCAACUGCUCUUUCUCCGAGGCAUAGAAUUCAUUCAUCGAAUAGUCAGAAUUCACUGAGGGCCUCAACAGUCACUCGUAAUAUAAACCAGUUGAAGGAUGGAGAGAAAGAGGUGCUGACACUAGUGAGAAACUAUGACCAGGUGACUGUGCCAAGGAAUACGAAGAAUACUUACUCUGCAGAUGAAAUCUAUCGUGAGGCUUUCGGGACACAUCCUGACUUGUCAUCCUCUCUGGACAGCAGACCUGCGUACAUGAGUGCUUACCACCAAGCUUGGGGUCCUCCAUGGGCUGAUCGCAAUACCAAUUCAGGAGCCCAGAGCGAUCGAUCAAACCCACCACUUUCACCAAAGCGAAGACUUUCCCAUGACAGUGUGCCUGUAGGAUCUCAGCCAGGUUUUUCCCCCUACCAUCCGUAUCAUCAAGGUCCUUUUUCUUACCCACCGCCCCCUGUGCAUCAUCCGCCAUCUUACGAAUCUCAUUUUGCAAACGGAAUUCCUCCGCCAAGCCCGACUCAGGCUGUGCCAGCAUCACCGUACAGCCCACACGAUGGAGCUUUCUAUUUUUCUCACCAGCAUUCUUACAGAAGCCCAGCUAGCGGGCAACACCCCCAUCAUACUAUGGAACCUCAACAGUUUUACUCAGCAGCGAUCUCAAACCAGUCUUUCAUGCCCCCAAGCCCAAGUGCUGCCCCACCUUCCUCCGUACCACCUUUUUUUUACCCACCACACCAGAUGAGUAACCCACAGGUCCUCAAGUUCCCGACCAAUGGGGUGCCUCUUCACCUGCCCCCUCCGCCAAUCCCUCACCCUUACAAGCAUCAGGGUAAUGUGUCUCAGUACAGUCUUCCUCAUCAGUUUGCCCCGUCUUCUACCAGAAGGGGCAGCCUCACUCAUUAUGGGCAAUCAGGAUUUCAGGGUCAAGAAGGUCCUGUGUCAGGUUUCCUCAAGGUGCCCCACCCUCCACCAAAUCCCCCGGCUCUCAAGGGCAAAGAGGAGCUGUCGGAGCACAGACGGACAGCAUCAUCCGGGCAUCACAUAGUCCCACAGUCAGGAGGAGAAGAGGCCAACAGCUACAACCUACAGCGAUACUUCUCUUCCCUUGAACUCUACGACAGAGCAGCGACAGAUCCCUCCCCAGCUCCAUUGCCGAACACCAGUCGCAGCGUGGAGGGCGACUACUGUAAAACUGAGAAUGAUGACGACGACACUCAGUCAGCGUUCACCAGUGUGACAGGAGUCACCACUGCAUCUAAGGCAGGAGGGGUCACUCAAAGACUGCUGGAUCUCGGCAUGGAUCUGGAUCACCUCCGUCAUCUCAGAGUGGUGGAUAAGAAAGCGGAUCAGGAGCUGGAAGACUUGAAGUUCGAGAGGCUUUCAAAGGGCAUUCGAUAUUGCCCCGAGUGUGGUGCUUCCAACAAAGCGUAUAUGGACUGGUGUACCGAGUGUGGGGAAGUGAUAAUUGGUGUGGAACCAACCCUUCCUCUCAGCAAAAAGAAGCAGAUAGAGGAAAAGGAAAGGAGAAGGAAAAGCAGCUCAAAUAAAAUAGUUGCUGGUCAGAAUCAGUCCAAACUUUCAAAUGGAAAUGGGAGCAGUCAAAAGAUUGAGGAGGUAGAAGGUGCUGUUACAAGUUCAGGAUAUUUUCCUAAAGAUUCCCCAGAAUCGGGCCGGGGUCUCUCUUUGUCCAGUUCACCCGUGCGGUACAGGAGGGAACAAGAAGAGGUUGGAGAGCCGAAAGACAGUGGGAGAGCCUCUAGUGGUGAUAUGAGAGAGAGGGCUGUCCAUUCUCAGUCGGAUGGAGAACUCCCUGAGAAUGGAGACUGUGAAGGGAUAGAACAAGAGAACGCCAGAGAGGCCGAUAAAAUGAAUGAGGAUUUCUACGACCAAAUUUCAGACCCAGUGCUGAAGGAGUUUAUAAUUUCGUACAGAAACAGGCAGAAUUCAAAGGAUGUGUCAGACAACGGGGGUGUUGCCUCAUUUUCGUACAAUGCUGAAAGGACAAGUCCGACAAAGGCAAAGUAUCAGUCUGCCCAUCUUAAGAAUGAGAAAAAGUCUCAGUCUGAGUGGCCUUCUUCUACUUCAAACAUUGAUUGGGAAGCUUCGAACAGUGUAACCAAAAAGGAUGUAAGUGGUAACAAGAGCAUGGCUGAAAAUGUGAGGCUACCAGCAGAAAACAGUAUUGCGUGUCCUAAUGGAGAAGUGGAGAUUCAAGAAAAAGAGUCUUUGCCUUCCAAAAAAGUUUCAAAGAAAGGCAGUGGCAAGAAGAAAAAGCGUAAAGGAGUUAUGAUGGACGUUGAGAUCUUUGGUUACGAGGAGACUCGUUUGAGUCGCGACUCCACGAGAGGACAUAAUUUGGUGCCGUUACUGAAUCUUGCUUGUUCAAGUGAUGAAAGUGAUGAUGAUGAUGACGACGAUGAUGAUGAUGAAGAGUCAUCUGAGGAUAAUGACGACCACAACAAUAAAGAUGAGAGCAGUGGAGAUAAUAUUCUAGUGAACGGUGUCCAAAAUGAUUUCUCUGUGCUAAACGAAGAGGAAGAAGAUGAAGAGAAUGACUUUAGCACUGCGUCGUCAUCUCAAGGUCUUUCAGGAUCUCAGACCAAAUCCCAGAGCAGUAAGUCGACAAAAGCUAAGGUCAAAGUUCCAAACAGGUCCAUGGAUAGCCCCCAGACAAACAGUAGGAACCGAGGUGGCUCGGCUGGUAAGACAGGGGCUGCUCCGAUCUCAUCAAGCACACCCGCCAGAAGCGCUGGCCAGCCCCCUAACAUGCGGGCGAGCUGGGACCAAGGCAGCCAGAGAGCCAGGGGUGGGCGGGGCGUGCCGGCCAACUACCAGCGCCACUGGGCACGUUCCAGUGUUGCUUGGAGUUCCUAUAACCCACGGGAGCUCAGCACAAGGUCUAGCCUCAGUAUGCCAUCUCCCCAAGCCCACUCGAAUGGAAGACCGUCCUCCGCCGGGACAGGUCAAGUGUCAAAGGUUGCCAAUGCUUCGGGAGGUCGUAACAAUGGAACCAGUGCCAUCCCUGUGAGACAGCGGCCGUCUAGCGCGGAGUACAACCAGAGACGCCGCCCAGAACCCGAGCCAAAGCAGCGUCCAUCAAGUGCCACGGUUCGCCCCAGUCAAAGAAUGUCUCAGACACACUCCAAUCCAGACCUAGCUCACAAUGCAUCAACGGCGGCAGCCGGAGCCAGCAGGUACUCACAGAAUCGGCCAGCGAGUGCGAGGCAGUCAACUAGUACAGAGACGAGAAACAGAAACAGUGAUCCUAACGAUGCAGGUCAAAGGGCAAGGUCAGGGGCUGGGGUCUCGGCGACCUCGACAGUCACGGCCAGCUCCCAGGACAAGAGCAGUGAUGGUGACUCCCCUCGCGUCAUGUGUGCCGAGGUUCAUCGUCUGCCGCUGAAUGAGUUGACGGAUGAGCAACAAACUGAAAAGCUGCAUGCUGUUGCCAAAGCAGCUUAUGACAAGUUUCAGGAAAUGUCUCUCUACGGUCCCCAGACCCCGCGCAUCGACAAAGGUGAGCUGUCAAUGUGGCAAUGUCUCCCGAAUGAGAUCUGGUUCUACUACGUCUUCAAGUACCUGUCCCAGGGGGACUUAUGUCGUCUCAUGAUGGCUUCCUCCUACUUCUACUGUCUGGCCAACGACGAAAGUCUGUGGCGAUACAUCACGGUGAAGCAGCGAUUCCCCCUGACUGACAGCUCUCUGACGACCAUUGCACGCCACAACCCGGUCUCUGUUGCCAUGGUCAAGUGCCAGGGAGGUCAGGUGACCUUGAACGGGCUGCACAACUUUUUCCAGAACACGCGCAGCAAGCUCAAGGAACUGAACAUAUGUGGGUGCAGCCAGGGCUGUUUGGUUGGUGCUACUGUCCUGAAUGUUGCUGCCAACUACUGCCAGCGGCUGACACAUCUCGAUGCCAGUUUCUGCAAUGUCAAUGAAGAGUCCUUCACCGCCAUGUCAGAAUGUGCUGAGAGGCUGGAGAGUGUGUGUGUCAAUGGCUUCCAAUCAAUGUCUGAUUCCGCCUUGAACUCUUUGCUCACAAAACAUGGCAAGAGCCUUCACACCCUGGAGCUGUAUGCCUGUUUUUCCCUGACGGCGUCGGCAAUGCGCAGCAUAGGAGAACACUGCACCGCUCUCAAGAGACUUUGUCUGGGGAGCUGUAACAAGCUGACUGAUUCCAUGAUGAUCACAUUGUCCACUCAUCUAGCCCGCAUUGAAGAGCUGGACUUGAGGGGAUGUAAGAACCUUCGGAAUGACUGUAUUCGUAAGGUCGUCCGAAACUGCCCCCGCAUCCACACCCUGGUUCUGGCAAACUGUCAGCAGAUUUCUGAUAUUGCUGUGACUGAAAUUGCCACCUACCUCAAGAAUACCCUCAUGUGUCUGGAUGUGUGUGGCUGUGACAACAUCAGCGACCAGGGAAUCGUUACCCUGGCUAAAAACUGUGACCGCUUGACCACUUUGGACAUUGGCUCCACUCGCUGCACUGGCAGCAGUAUGUACCAACUGGCCAGCAACAGCUGCAGUCGAUGGCUGGAGACAGUGAAGCUGAGCUUCCUGAGCUCGGUCACAGAGGCAAGCUUGACCAGCCUUAUUAAACAGUGCCCCAGACUGAAGCUAAUUCAUGUAUUUGGAUGUUCAUCCUUGAGAAAUCUUGCCAAACUACGAGAUCUCAACCCCAAACUUUGCCUGGAAGGCGACCAUGAUGUACGAAGGAGCUACGUUUCAUAAACAAGAGCAUUAGGUGCCCUUUUUCCAAAAGUUUUUGGAAUCCAGGACAAAGGGAGCGUCACUGACCUCUCAUUUCUUUUACAGUAUUUUAUUGUCCUCUUUAUGUUAACUCACUGACUGCCAGGGGGUGAAUUCUCAAUUUAACCCUGGCUGCCAGCAAUUCAAGGUUGUUUUUAGAAUAUUCUUUGUCGGGUAACUAUUCAAAGCAGACCCUUUCCAUUUUCACUUUUUAUCAGUUUUCUGUUGUGUUUUUAUUCAGCUAGGCCUACAAACUGAUUUUUAAUUGGUGUAAAACUUUUGUUUUGUAUGGCAAUUGUAAAUAUGGAGAAAAAUUAACUCUGAGAAUUACUAGUUGAGGAAGUACAUGGUUUCCAUGCUCAAAGGUCACACAAACUGCUCUCGAAGGAAGCUAUGACUUUAACAUGUGGGUAUGUCUAAAAAGAGUACAUGCCUACUACGUUUAUAUUACUAUAUUACACUAUCGCCGAUCGGCGUCAUGGGGGGGGGGGAGCCGGUGUCACCGAUCAGAGCCCCGUGAGGGACAAGUUGUAAACAGCCUGAAAAAGGUGUAUGCACUGAAGCAAUAGCAGGACACUCAAAGAUAAUAAAUACAUUUCUCAAGAAAACUAAGCCCUUGGGAUUUAUGACAAUGUCUUUUCAUGAUCAAGAUUAUUGUCAUUUUACCCCAUCUGUUUUUGAAAUUUCAUUCAACCACCAUAGUAUACAGCUAGGGAGUAUCUUUGAGGAGAACUGACUGCAAUUUAGGAUGAAAUAGUUUUGUAUGGUGUCUGCUCACCUCACACUCUUUCCCCAUGAGAAACACUGUACAUUUUGAGAUAAUGGCUGUUCAGACAAAAUAUCGUCUAAAUAAAGACAAAAAUUAAGUACAACUGUACAUUUCCUAACUUGAUUUUGUCUGAAAACCUGAACUUUAUUUCUUCUAACAGAAAAUGAGUGAAUUCUUCUUAAUUCCAUUAAUCCUUUCCCAUUCUCUUAGCCUUUUCAGAAUGAACAAUAUAUUUCCUUUGUUUCUUUAUAACGGGCUGAGUCAGUAUUAUCUUUAUUAUGUGGGUGAAUUUUCUAUUUGAAUUUGAAGUGCUGUGACCAUCCCAAAAUCUAUUAUCACAAUUUUUAGAAA